UGAUUAAAAUAAAUCGUUAUUCUUGUCUACUAAACCACGGCUACCGGGCCUUUAAAAAUCCAAAUGAUUAUUUGCACUGGAGGACUUCUGCAGAUUCCUGCUCCUGGUUUGAGUUGCAUCCAGCCACAUAAGAAUUAGGAUUUUAUCCUUCGUUUAUCGGCCCUUCAGGUGACAGUUAUGACUUUCUAAUUGCAGCUGGAUUGUCAUAUCGAGCUGCCGGGUGCUGACCCUCUUUCUGGGUACCGGUAGCUACUGACCAUCAUCUUAAGGGCCUUUGCAUUCAGGUGGAAGACCAGGACUUGCUAGGUGACUAUAUCUAUGUCGUCACCCACUUCCAACCGCAGUAGAACUAGAUUGUUCGUCCUUCGGUCAUAGUUUACAGCUAAACCCCCACUGAGGAAUUUGAUUACAGUGGAGGCAAGGUAGGCGAGGCUGUCCCCAUCCUCUCGGCUGCAUCUGCACAAUCUCAGAGGAAACAGGAACUGGGUGGCCUGGCAAUUGCAGUGGAUGAUUGAAUAAAAAGGUUUGCGUCUACAAGAACCGGUAACUGUGGACACUGGAAACCUGAAACACAAACAGAAAGUGCUGAAGAAACUCAGCAGGUCUGGCAGCAUCCUGAGAGAGAGAGAACAGUUUGAGUCCAGUGACCUGUCCUUCUGACGACCCUUGCUUGCCUCCCUGCUGUGUUACUGAUGUACCAUAUUUGGCCACAUGUAGCAAAUGUACGAGGUGCAGGAACUUGGAGGGGUCCUGAUUCAGUUCAGCGGUAAGCAAAAACAUACAGGUUUUGAAUUAUUAAUAUUUUUUAUUAGAUUGCAAAAAUCUAUGCCUUAAGUAACGGGGGGAAAUGAUGAUCAGCAUAUCUUAAAUUACCUUCAGGCCUGACUUAAAGGCUCAAAACAUACUUAAAGGACAACCAAGACAUUUUCCGUUGAUAUCUAAGGGAAAUGUUCAUUCUAUAUAUUAGCCCUCUUGUACUUAUCCUGUAAUACAUCGUUACUCUCUGAAAACAGCUGAGCGCCUCCAAUAGUAAUAGAACUAGAAAGCUGCAUUUCACACAGGUAUCUCCUGAGUUGGAUGAGAAUUGAAUUUUCGCUCUUUUCCAGCUGCACUGACUGUGCCUUCAGUUACUAACUGCUAUGUAUCCAUUGGUUUUAUUGCAAGUUCUUUCUUGUUUGCAAUGGGAAAUUACAUCGGAACUACAGUCAUUCCACUUGCCCAAGGGCAAAAAACCUAAUUGACCAGAGCAAUCAGUGGGAAGUUCCAAACAUUAUGUUCCUUCUAAAGUACCCGCUGCUUUUCCUUAGUUUGAGAGCUGUCAGUAAAGAAUUAAAUAAUAAUACAUCAUGAAUCGUCAAUUUAAUAUAUUUUAAUUAAGUUCCCUAUCACUUUGACUGGAAGUUGGACCUGUAUAAUCACUCCACAGCGAAUAGCCCGGGACAUGGUUACAUCCCAUUUCGUGUCAUCUUAAGUUGUAUUGAAUUGCGAUUUGAUGUACAAAAGAGAAAAAAAAACUACCCCGAUUAUUACUUCUUUAAAAUCUGCAAUGUGGCAAAAAAUCUAAAUGCUCAUGCAGCGUAACGACAGAAGUCCUCGCCCAGAUUUACGUUUUAAUGUCCCCAUCUCGCGUCUUGGUCUUAACAAAGUGCCGGAUCUAAGUAGGAAAGAAGGCUACAGAGAGGCGAGAGUCAAAUAGUUUGAACUUUGGUUAUGCCUCGAGGGCCCCAACUUUGUGUUUGGAAAUCAAAAGAAAGUCCUAGCAGACCCGAGGCGAACGUGACACAUUCUCCCUCAAAGCCUGGAGAGAUAUCUAGUGUGUCUGGUUUGUUUCCAUGCUGUAAACAGUCGCCAGUCCAAAUCAGGAAGUCCGAAUAUAGGUGUAAUGUUAACGUGUGAGCCCGGAACAGUGCCGAGGAUAUGGUUUUUGCAGAGUCUUGUUUGUCGAUUGCAGGCUGUGGUUGAAGGGGCGCUGUGGUUAGUGGAAGCCGUUCACGUCACUCUAGUGCUGGAGUCCUGCUCGUUAACCCGCCUGUGGGGCUGAGCCACACUCAGAGAGAGAGAGAGAGGCAGGCAGACCGAGGAACCACAGCAGCUUCAGCAUUAAACCAGGCACUCAACCCCUCGAUUCGGCACCUCUCCCCGCGCAGCAAGGCAAGAAAAUGCUGAGGUGGGAAUAACAUGUCUGACAACUUUUCGGCAUCACCAGCCUUGAAAACUCGAUAAGAGCAACCGGGAGGGAUCUGAGCCGUGUUUGAGGAGUGAGGGCGACAGUCCUUACAGUGAACCCAUGCGCUGGGGCCGGGAAGUCCAUGCGGCUCCAGGGUUUGCUCGAAGAUGAAGUUUGGAAGCGGCCCCUUGAUCCUGAAUGUUGGGGGAACCCGAUAUUCGUUCCCGAAGGAUAUGAUCAAGGACUUCCCCCUCAGAAGGGUUAGCAGACUUCACAACUGUGUCUCGGAGAAAGAGGUUCUGGAAGUGUGCGAUGACUAUGAUCAGGAGAGAAAUGAGUAUUUUUUUGACAGGCAUUCCGAGGCGUUCGGCUUCAUUAUGCUUUACGUUAAGUAUGGCAAGCUCCGGUUUGUCCCUCACAUGUGCGAGCUGUCCUUUUACAAUGAGUUAAUUUACUGGGGUCUGGACCGCUCGAACCUCGAAUACUGCUGCCAGAGGCGGCUGGAUGACAGGAUGUCUGACACCUAUACCUUCUACUCCGAGGAGGAGGAAGAGCUGAAAAGGCAGAGGAAAAAGGAGUUAAAAAAGAGCUCCUCAUCCAAUAGGAAAUGGCUGGAUAGGAUGAGGAGGACUUUUGAGGAGCCCACCUCGUCUGUAGCGGCCCAGAUUCUGGCAACCGUGUCGGUGGUAUUUGUUAUCGUUUCCAUGGUGGUAUUGUGCGCCAGCACACUACCAGACUGGAAAACAGCCGAGAACAACAGUGUGGAGGAGCACAGGUACACAGAAAAUUUAAUGGGACCAUCAGGGAUAAUCGAAGCGAUCUGCAUGGGUUGGUUCACCGCCGAGUGCAUUGUGAGGUUUCUCGUCUCGAAAAACAAGUGCGACUUUGUGAGAAAGCCUCUGAACAUUAUUGACCUCCUGGCCAUCACGCCGUACUACAUCUCGGUGUUGAUGUCCUUCUUCACCGGCGAGAACUCGCAGUUACAACGGGCUGGGGUGACCCUCAGGGUCCUGAGGAUGAUGAGGAUUUUCUGGGUGAUCAAACUUGCUCGUCACUUCAUUGGCUUGCAGACGCUGGGCUUGACUCUGAAACGUUGCUACCGGGAGAUGGUUAUGCUCUUGGUGUUUAUCUGCGUCGCCAUGGCGAUAUUUGGCGCCCUCGCUCAGUUGUUGGAAAGCGGACUCGACUUGGAGGAUAAGAAUCCAGCCUAUGCCAGUAUCCCGGCCUCCUGCUGGUGGGUGAUCAUCUCCAUGACCACUGUAGGAUAUGGGGACAUGUAUCCCUUCACCAUCCCCGGCAGGAUUCUGGGAGGAAUGUGUGUGGUCAGCGGCAUCGUCCUGCUAGCGCUGCCCAUCACCUUCAUCUACCACAGCUUCGUGCACUGUUACCAUGAGCUCAAAUUCAGAUCAGCUCGCUGUGGUCGGAGCUUAUCACUAGAAUAUCUGAACUGAGAGUGAGGUGAACUAAAUGCAGAGAGGCUCGUGUGGAGCAUUAAGGGGCAAUAUACAGCAGCCAGGCCUAAUGUGCUGUGACCAUUGCAACUAUGUGGUGGUAACUGGGAAUCCAGAGGCUGAGCAUUAAGACACCGUUCAGUUUGAGACAUUUAUGGCAGGAAGACGUGUUUCGAAGCCCCGUGCAAUUAAUAUGGUGGAACAAAUUAAUGCAGAUGCUGGCAUCUGUACUGAAAACAGCAAAUGCUGAAGAUCACAGUGGGUCAAGGCAGCAUCCUUGAACAGAGUUAAAAAU
This is a messenger RNA of Chiloscyllium plagiosum (whitespotted bambooshark), 3913 nucleotides long. RefSeq names its product potassium voltage-gated channel, subfamily G, member 3 (gene kcng3). Gene Ontology annotation, cellular component: membrane; voltage-gated potassium channel complex. Lineage: Eukaryota; Metazoa; Chordata; Chondrichthyes; Orectolobiformes; Hemiscylliidae. The record is from RefSeq and is a predicted model, not a curated record. Gene Ontology annotation, molecular function: delayed rectifier potassium channel activity. Gene Ontology annotation, biological process: action potential; protein homooligomerization; potassium ion transmembrane transport.